This is a messenger RNA of Aspergillus japonicus CBS 114.51, 805 nucleotides long. RefSeq lists its product as uncharacterized. Bases 172 to 678 code for a protein of 168 amino acids. The record is from RefSeq and is a predicted model, not a curated record. The transcript has a single exon. NCBI's taxonomy places the organism in Eukaryota, Fungi, Ascomycota, Eurotiomycetes, Eurotiales, Aspergillaceae.
ACCGGCGCACUAUUCCCCUUUUUGACUCAGGCUUGUUCACGAUAAGCUAGCGAGGCGCCCUGGACUCAUUCUUGGUUGGUGCGCACCAAUCCGGAGUACGCCGGUCAAGCCACCCCAUCCUAGACUACCUUCAGCUUGGCUAAUUAUUGGCUUUCGCUCCCAGAAGUCUUAAUGCAGCCAGUUGGCCUAGGCAGGGAUUGUUCCAUCCUUUCAGGUCGGUCUUCCGUGCAGAGUUCCGAUGGGCGGGACAACCGCCACACGCCGCUGACACCACCACACUUCUCGAUGGGGAUAGAGCAACAAGCUCCGAGAUUUCCAUUCAAGGGCCUGGGGGCUCUGGAGAGUAGUCUUAGAAUCCCACACUGGGUCUCUGGUACAGUGGUCGAAGAAGGUCUCACAACAAGCGAUAAGAACUGUGAAGGCGGUCAGCCCCGGGAAGAUUGUGGUAAGAUAGAUUUAGCCGGUUCCGGAAGGUAUUUGGAGGUAUUGGGUAAUAUUUAUGACGAGCGAUAUGCGACGCGUGAUACGUUUGAUAAACGUGUCGGAGCACCGGAGCAAAUCCUCGCUUCCUCCGUAGAUACUCCGUACCUACAUCUUCCCCCCGCCCCAGGCGCCGCCGCAUUUGAUCUUGGCCCAUCCUUGCUGGUUCCUGUCAGUAAGGGAUGGAUACACUCAUAAACACUGAACUAGCUCAGGGUGACCUAAUCGCACACUAACCUUACGCAAUGCUGCUGUAUGGUCGUGAACACACUCAGGGACCUUCACUGUGCAUAGCUUGUUGAUUAUUUGUCGGACUCUGGCUUUA